Molecule: messenger RNA, 1812 nt
Organism: Mucor velutinosus
Lineage: Eukaryota; Fungi; Mucoromycota; Mucoromycetes; Mucorales; Mucoraceae
Exons: 7
Coding region: 1-1812 (603 amino acids)
Biological process (GO): endoplasmic reticulum mannose trimming; mannose trimming involved in glycoprotein ERAD pathway; carbohydrate metabolic process
Cellular component (GO): endoplasmic reticulum; membrane
Molecular function (GO): mannosyl-oligosaccharide 1,2-alpha-mannosidase activity; calcium ion binding
Source: RefSeq, a predicted model, not a curated record
AUGAUGACGGAUAAACGACGUUUGGAGCUCAAAGAUCUAACAAAGGAAAUGUUUGAUCAUGGCUGGAACAAUUAUAUGCAGCACGCUUAUCCAGAAGAUGAGCUGAAUCCUUUCAAAUGCACUGGCAGGGGCAGCGAUAAAUAUAAUCCAAACAACAUCAAUAUCAACGAUGUCUUGGGAGAUUACUCACUUACACUCGUGGAUACAUUAGACACAUUGGCUAUGCUAGGAACGCAGGAACAAUUUGAAGAAGCUGUGGACAGAGUGAUAAAAACUGUGUCAUUUAGUCAAGACAACAAGGUUCAAGUGUUUGAAGUCAAUAUCAGAGCGCUUGGUGGUCUGCUCUCUGCUCAUAUGCUAGCCACAGACCCAUCUUUCAAUCAUACCAUUCAAGGCUACAACGACGAACUACUGUACAUGGCCAAAGAUUUGGCGGACAGAUUGAUGCCUGCAUUUCAAACCUCCAAAACUGGCAUUCCAUUUCCUCGAGUCAAUCUCAAAAGAGGCGUACCACCAUCCGAGACCACAGAGACUUGCACGGCGGGCGCUGGUAGUUUGAUUCUGGAGUUUGGUGUUCUAAGUCGAUUGACAGGCGAUCCAACAUACGAACAAGCAGCCAAAAAAGCGCUCAAGGCAGUAUGGCAUCGUCGGUCUCAUCUCAACUUGCUAGGCAACGUAAUUGACAUACAAACUGGCCAUUGGAUUCACACAGCCUCAUCGACAGGUGCUGGUAUUGAUUCUGUAUUUGAGUACAUGUUGAAAGCACAUGUGCUAUUUGGCGAGCAAGAAUACAAGGAUAUGUUUGAUCAAGCCUACAAAGCACUCUUGCUGUAUGUGCGUGAUCCAUCCGGCUACUUGUAUCGCAAUGUACACAUGAGCACAGGCUCUUUGAUGAGCUACUGGGUCGAUAGUCUCAGUGCCUUCUUCCCAGGUCUACAAGUACUGCAAGGCGAUUUGGAUUCGGCCAUCAAGCACCAUCUGGUAUUUUACAACAUUUGGCGUCGAUAUCAUGCGUUGCCCGAACGGUUUGAUUUCUACCAAAAAACAGUGGAUUUGCCUUAUUACCCACUGCGGCCUGAAUUCAUCGAGUCCACCUAUCAUCUGUACAUGGCGACCAAAGAUCCGUUCUACUUGGAGGUGGGAGAAAUGGUGGUAGAGGAUCUGAAUAAUCGCACUCGGGUCCCCUGUGGAUUUGCUUCCAUUGGCGAUGUCAGAUCAGGAAGACUAGAGGACCGUAUGGAAAGUUUCAUGCUGAGUGAAACCCUCAAGUACUUGUAUCUCUUGUUCGAUGCGGAUCAUCCUAUCAAUACCAUGGACAGCAACUAUGUGUUUACAACAGAAGGCCAUGUUUUGGGACUACCGAAAAAGUAUCUUUAUCAUAGUAGCAACAGCAACAUAGCUAGCAAACCAGCGAUAGCAACACUGCAACAAUCUCCAGCUGGCACAUGUCAACGCUAUAAUCCAAGUAGGAGACACUAUGCAUCUCUGCCCAAUGCAUUAGAAAUGACAACAAUGCCAUACCAGCCUCAUAUGGAUGUAGCAGCUCACAUGGUUGGCUAUGCCAUUACCACGCCAACGCUACCGCCUCUAUCUCCACAUGGAUACUGUGAAUCGCCAUAUCAUGCCAUCAAAUCGUACAGUGUGUCGUUUGGAUUCUCUUCGCCAGCAGAACGGCUCUUUAAGCAACAACACAACAACAACAACAAUUUGAUGGAAAUUUUGGGCGGAUAUUUGGCUAAAUCGUUGUCAGGACUCAAGCUUGAAUUGAUUAGUGGUGGCAGAAAGAAUGAGUAUUUUGUCAAAGGAGGUUAG